AUGUUCUUCAAAGCUAUUAUCACCGCUUCCGCAAUCGUUGGCCUUGCUGCCGCGGGGCCCUUCAGAACUAAUACCACCACAAGUGCCUGUCCCACCCUUUGCGUGGAUGCUAUUAAUGACUGUGGUGUCAUGUACGGGGCAUGCUAUCCUGUUUGCUCUCCUGAGCUGUAUCCUACACCACCGCCAUGCACUCGUAGCACACCAAUCACUACACCUACCAUCAGUCUUAUCACACCAACCCCUGAUCCCAUCACUAACUCGACUCUGUGA
Messenger RNA from Fusarium fujikuroi IMI 58289, 270 nucleotides. RefSeq lists its product as uncharacterized. Lineage: Eukaryota; Fungi; Ascomycota; Sordariomycetes; Hypocreales; Nectriaceae. The record is from RefSeq and is a predicted model, not a curated record. Bases 1 to 270 code for a protein of 89 amino acids. The transcript is spliced from 2 exons.